This is a messenger RNA of Myotis daubentonii (Daubenton's bat), 2209 nucleotides long. It is a transcript of the gene MCCC2, whose product is annotated as methylcrotonyl-CoA carboxylase subunit 2. Gene Ontology annotation, cellular component: methylcrotonoyl-CoA carboxylase complex; mitochondrion. The record is from RefSeq and is a predicted model, not a curated record. Gene Ontology annotation, biological process: L-leucine catabolic process. Lineage: Eukaryota; Metazoa; Chordata; Mammalia; Chiroptera; Vespertilionidae. Gene Ontology annotation, molecular function: methylcrotonoyl-CoA carboxylase activity.
GUGUGUAGGCCCGAGCGAGGGCCGGCCUGAGAAUCGGGGGUGUAGCAGGCUGGUGGAAGCUGCCAGGACCGGAGCUGAGCCGUCGCCCUUAGCGGGGAAGCGAGCGGAAGGCGCGCCGGCUCGGUGGGCAUCUCUCGUGCUCCUCCCUCGCUCGGGGUCCGCUGCCAUGUGGGCCACCGCGAGGUUAGCGCUGUGGCGCUGCGCCCGCGCUGCUGCCCCCGGACCGCGCGCCUAUCACGGGGACGCGGUGGCCACGCUGGGCACCCAGCCCGACUCGGGCUCUGCCGUCUACCAGGAAAACUAUGAACAGAUGAAAGCACUAGUAAAUGAACUCCAUGAACGAGCACAGAAAAUAAGACUAGGAGGUAGUGAGAAAGCCAAAGAACGCCACACAUCGAGAGGAAAACUGUUAGCCAGAGAAAGAGUCGAUGGCCUUCUGGACCCAGGGUCUCCAUUUCUGGAAUUAUCCCAGUUUGCAGGUUACCAGUUAUAUGAUAAUGAGGAGGUCCCUGCAGGUGGCAUCAUUACAGGCAUUGGGAGAGUAUCAGGAGUAGAAUGCAUGAUUGCUGCCAAUGAUGCUACUGUUAAAGGUGGUACCUACUACCCAGUGACUGUAAAAAAACAUUUACGGGCACAAGAAAUUGCACUGCAAAACAGGCUCCCCUGCAUCUACUUGGUUGAUUCAGGAGGUGCAAACUUACCUCGACAAGCAGAAAUAUUUCCAGAUCGAAAUCACUUUGGCCGCAUAUUCUAUAACCAGGCAAUUAUGUCUUCUAAAAAUAUCACACAGAUAGCGGUGGUCAUGGGCUCCUGUACAGCAGGAGGUGCUUACGUGCCUGCAAUGGCUGAUGAAAACAUCAUUGUACGCAAGCAGGGUACCAUUUUCUUGGCUGGACCACCCUUGGUUAAAGCAGCAACUGGAGAAGAGGUGUCAGCUGAGGAUCUUGGAGGUGCUGAUCUUCAUUGCAGAAAGUCCGGAGUCACUGACUACUACGCUUUGGAUGAUAAUCACGCCCUUCACUUAACUAGGAAGAUUGUGAGAAGUCUCAAUUAUCAGAAAAAAUUGGAUGUUACCAUUGAGCCUUCUGAAGAUCCUUUAUUUCCUGCAGAUGAAUUGUACGGAAUAGUGGGCGCUAACCUUAAGAGGAACUUUGAUGUCCGAGAGGUCAUUGCUAGAAUCGUGGAUGGAAGCAGAUUCAAUGAGUUCAAAGCCUUAUAUGGAGACACAUUAGUUACAGGAUUUGCUAGAAUAUUUGGAUACCCAAUUGGCAUCAUUGGAAAUAAUGGAGUCCUCUUUUCUGAAUCUGCAAAAAAGGGGGCUCACUUCGUCCAGUUAUGCUGCCAAAGGAAAAUCCCUCUGCUGUUCCUGCAAAACAUUACUGGAUUUAUGGUUGGUAAAGACUAUGAAGCUGAAGGAAUAGCCAAGGAUGGUGCCAAGAUGGUGACUGCCGUAGCCUGUGCCAAAGUGCCUAAGAUAACUGUCAUCAUUGGGGGAUCCUACGGGGCUGGAAACUAUGGGAUGUGUGGCAGAGCAUACAGCCCAAGAUUUCUUUACAUUUGGCCAAAUGCUCGUGUCUCAGUGAUGGGAGGAGAGCAGGCAGCCAACGUGUUGGCAACAAUAGCGAAGGACCAGAGAGCAAGGGAAGGGAAACAGUUCUCCAGCGCUGAGGAAGCUGCUUUAAAAGAGCCCAUCAUUAAGAGGUUUGAAGAGGAAGGAAACCCUUACUAUUCCAGUGCAAGGCUGUGGGAUGAUGGGAUUAUUGAUCCAGCGGACACCAGACUGGUCCUGGGUCUCAGUAUCAGUGCAGCCCUCAAUGCACCAAUCCAGAAGACAGACUUCGGCAUCUUUAGGAUAUAACUGGGAUAUAUAGCAUCUUCUAUUGGACAUUACUAAAAAUCAAUAUAUUAAUAGCAUUAAAGUUUAAGACUUUUUCAAAUUUUGACUGUUACAGUAAAAUUUUCUCAAUAUAGUGCAUUAUACCUUUCUACUACCUUAAAAAAAUCAAUGAAGCCAUGGCUGGUUUGGCUUAGUGUAUAGAGUGCAGCCCCUGGACUGAAGAGUCCUGGGUUUGAUUCUGGUCAAGGGUUGCAGGCUUGAUUGGGGUACGUGCUGGAGGCAACCAAUUGAUGUGUCUCUCUCACAUCGAUGUGUCUCCCUGUCUAUCCCUGUCCCUUCUACUUUCUCUUAAAAAAGAAAAGAAUAGACAAA